UCCUCCCUCUCGCUAUUUAUUCCUCCGCGGAGCUCCGUGGCUGAAUCGCCUCGGAGCGAGCGGUGCAGCGAGCUCCCAGCCGCCAUGGCCAGGCUCCUCGGCACCUGCUGCCUGCUGCUGCUGCUCCUCGGCGUCUGCACCGACGUCGCCUUCUCCAAGAAGGGCAAAGGCAAACCCGGCUGGGGCACAGGGAGCCACCGCCAGCCCAGCUACCCCCACAACCCCGGUUAUCCCCACAACCCCGGUUAUCCCCACAACCCGGGCUAUCCCCGCCAGCCCGGCUACCCCCAGAACCCCGGCUACCCCCACAACCCGGGCUACCCGGGCUGGGGACAGGGCUACAACCCGUCCAGCGGAGGAAGCUACCACCAAAAGCCGUGGAAGGCCCCGAAACCCAAGACCAACUUCAAGCACGUGGCGGGGGCGGCGGCGGCGGGGGCCGUGGUGGGCGGGCUGGGGGGCUACGCCAUGGGCAGGGUGAUGUCGGGGAUGCACUACAGCUUCGACAGCCCCGACGAGUACCGCUGGUGGAACCAGAACGCCGCGCGCUACCCCAACCAGGUCUACUACCGCGACUACCAGGGCCACGUGCCGCAGGACGUCUUCGUGGCCGACUGCUUCAACAUCACCGUCACCGAGCACAACAUCGGCCCGGCCGCCAAGAAGAACGCCUCGGAGGCCGGCGCGGCCGCCAACCAGACGGAGGCAGAGCUGGAGACCAGGGUGGUGACCAAGGUGAUCCGCGAGAUGUGCAUCCAGCAGUACCGCGAGUACCUCCUGGCCUCGGGCAUCCGGCCGCACCUCGCCGACGCCUCCCUCGCCGCCCUCCUGCUCCUCGUCCUCUUCGCCCUGCACUAGAGCGCCCCGGGUCCCGCGGCUUCGAGAUGUCACCCGUGUCCCCGUGGGGUCCCCCCGGCCCCCCCGUUCUCGCUUGCGGUCGUUCUUGGUGAAGAGCCCCUGGGGCGCUCCCCGGAGUCUCCGGCUUAGGCAACGGGAUGCAAAUUUCCUUCUCCGCCCCAACCAGGACAGGACAGCGCUGGAGCCGGACGCCCGAAAACGUGGCCUUCACCACCUCCUCCUCCUCCUCGGGGUCACCCCGAGAGGGACCAGGCAGAGGGGAGCUCUCCUUGGCAUCCCUGCGAGAGCAUUUCCAAAAAUCCUCUUCGCUAACAGGCAGGGUUUUAUCCCCUCAGUCCCGCUGCCACCACGCCCUCCCUUUCCCUGGGGUACCCCAGCACCUCUGGGGAUUUCGGAGGGGCAGCUGUGGGGUUUUCAAGCUGCCAGGCUGCAAUUUGAGCCCUUUAACCCCCAAAACCCCUUCCCCGUGUACAUAAGGAGCUGCUGCUCCGCACCCUGCAUGCUGCAAAAACCUCCUGCAGCAGCACACCAAAAUAAAGUCAUUUUUUAUUCCCCGCCACUGCGAGCCUGAAGCACCAGUCAGUCUUGAAAGGCAGAAAGCACUGCUGAACGCCCCAAACACCCCCAAAAUGGUGUGUCCCAGCCCGAGAAAAAGCUAUUUUGGAUGCUCUAGGUGACAAGUCACGUUCAUGCUUCAGCACCUUGGCCUACAGGACGUUAAAAUGCAGCAAAAAGGAUUCUCAGGGGGGUCGAGCACGGAGCAAGAGACUGAAAUCAGCUAAAUAACACCGGACCAGCAAACAGCAUCAGGAAAAACGGGCCUGGGAAGGGAGAUGCUUAAAAAACAUCACAUUUGUGAGUAAUUCCUCUGACCUGUGGAAGCAAUGGGUGAAAUUCUUGCUUCUCGUGUGCUGGGUUGAUGCCGGGCUGGGGCCGAGCUGUAACAUCCGUGGCGCUGCGCUUGCCGAGCCGAGCUCUGUUUAAUAUCUCUCGUGUAUUUUUUGUUUUUGCAAGGCACUGAAUAACACUGUCCUCAAUGAAAUUUGUUUUGUUUUGGUUUUUUUGCAUUGGUGUAAGCUAAGUGAAGAUAUAUUAUAUAUUAAAAAAUAUAUAAAAAUAUAUAUAAAUAGAAAAUAAACCUUUCAGGACACCCACCGGAAAAGCAGGGCUUUGAGGUGCCCCGUACUUUGUGAUACGCGGAUGUUUUGUAAACCCGUCACGGUGCAUGCCCGGAAUCUGCCGUGCUGAGCCUUUUCUAAGUGUUCCACGUCUGGUACAAAUUAAAACGGAUAAAGCCAAGAUGCCCGGCAGCCUCCUUCGUGCGACAGCCCCCGGCCGGCCCCGCGGAACAGAAGCGGCAUUUUCCGCCCUCUCUGUGCCCCCUCCCUGGCCUGAGGGAGCCUUUGUUCCCUCCCAGUGCCGGAUCUGGCGCAAACCCCACAGUCCCAGUUAACCUCUGCUCCUCCCCUGCUCCCACUGAUGGCAUCGCUGCAGUCCAACGAGUAUUUUCUGAUUUCUGUCUAAUUCCAAUUUCUGCCUAAUAAAAGAGUUUUUACGUUUGCUGUUUCA
Molecule: messenger RNA, 2427 nt
Organism: Corvus hawaiiensis (hawaiian crow)
Lineage: Eukaryota; Metazoa; Chordata; Aves; Passeriformes; Corvidae
Gene: PRNP
Product: prion protein
Exons: 2
Coding region: 85-858 (257 amino acids)
Biological process (GO): protein homooligomerization
Cellular component (GO): membrane
Source: RefSeq, a predicted model, not a curated record